Molecule: messenger RNA, 1059 nt
Organism: Angiostrongylus costaricensis
Lineage: Eukaryota; Metazoa; Nematoda; Chromadorea; Rhabditida; Metastrongylidae
Source: the annotation of a GenBank genome assembly
AUGCUGUCGUUUCAUUCUCAAGACGACAUCUGGGACAUCUACGCACCACUGAACGCCCUUUCCCGAGUCGAGGAGAAGGGACUGCUACCAUUCGAAUAUGCUUCGGCAUCACAUCACUACAGGAUGCAAAUUCUUGUAACUCGUAAAGAUCACACGAAUGUGCUGACAAACGAGGUUCUUGAUGAACUCUACGACAUUCAAAAGAAACGGGUAUUUCUUGGCUAUUCGCUUGGUGAUCUCACAUUCUAUGACGAUCAACCGGAUGAGAUUAAAGAAGCACGACUAUUGAUACUUCAUUUUAUGGUCGACACGUCGUUGCCGAACGGCAAGCGAUUAGCGGCCGAAUUCGAGUCGAAACUUCGACGAGUUUUUGCUGCGCUGUCCGAGUCGUCCGCCGACCUUCUGUUCUCAUUGUUGAGCAGGGAACGAGAAAUCGAAGAACAGAGAAAAAUCACUAUCACCUCAAUUCCGUACCUUGGCAUUACUGUGCUUGUGCUCAUCACUUUCAUGUUCCUUACUCUUAUCGAUUUUCCACUUUAUAGAAGUCAAUACAUGGAGUCGUUGGUUGGUAUAUUCUCGCCAGCUAUGGCAUUGUGGACCAGCUGUGGCGUUCUGUUCUGGAUCGGAUUCCCGUUCACGAAUAUCCUGACGGUGGUUCCAUUUCUGGUCGUCACAAUCGGCAUCGACGACGCGUUCCUUCUGCUGGCCGGAUGGCGGCAAUCAACGAAAUCUGCACCGUUGGAACAACGAAUGGCCGAGUCCGUCUCCAUUUCCGGAGCGUCCAUUACCGUUACGUCAGUGACGGAUAAUCAUAGAGGGAAUGUUCUCAUCAAUGUCUCUUCAGAUGUGUUGUGUUUUGCAAUUGGCUUGUUCGCUAACUUACCGGUCGUACGACUUUUCUGCCUUUUUACGACAGCAGCACUGUUUGUGGAUUUCGUUUACCAAGCAAGUAUUUAUCUUACGUUUUUUACGGCCGUGAUGAGCUUCAUCGUCCGGCGACAACAUCAUUUCGAUCAGAAGAUCAGUGAACACAAAGUUCAGGUUGGCUUGAAACACUAA